CACGAGUCAGCCAUCUUUCAAUUGUGCUCUCAGCCGCCGUCGCCCGCAGCAGCUUUAGCGCCUCCUCGCUCUUCCUCGCCUGCUCGGCAGCCGCGCUCAGCCUAAGCGGACGGGGGGAGUCUAAGGCUGCAUUUCGUGAUUGUUUCCAUUUUGUUGGGGAUGAGUUUGCCAGCGAGAGGCGCUUGGGAGCGAGGCAGCCUCAGCACUGGCAAUUGGGCAGGCAGGAGCAGCACCGAAAAACCUGACCCCCCAAAAGUGUAAGGAAGAGAAGUUCGCGGGAACAUGGCUCGUACCAAGCAAACUGCCCGUAAAUCCACCGGUGGGAAGGCGCCCAGGAAGCAACUGGCGACAAAAGCCGCUCGCAAGAGCGCGCCCUCUACUGGUGGGGUCAAGAAACCUCAUCGCUACAGGCCAGGUACUGUGGCUCUUCGUGAAAUCAGGCGUUAUCAGAAGUCAACCGAACUUCUGAUCCGCAAACUUCCUUUUCAGCGCCUGGUGCGUGAAAUUGCUCAGGACUUCAAAACAGAUCUGCGUUUCCAGAGUGCAGCUAUUGGUGCUUUGCAGGAGGCAAGUGAGGCCUACCUGGUUGGCCUGUUUGAAGACACCAACCUGUGUGCUAUUCACGCCAAACGUGUCACAAUCAUGCCAAAAGAUAUCCAACUAGCACGCCGCAUACGUGGAGAGCGUGCUUAAAUUCUUCUAAGAUGGAUUUGUCAUUCUCAAAACAAAAUAAAUCUCUUCUUCCUGUUAUUGGUAGUAAUGAACGUUAGAUAUUUUUUUCCAUGGGGUUAAAAGGUACCUAAGUAUAUGGUUGCAAAAAUGAAAAAAAAAAUAGAGGACAGAAUCGGGUAUUGGCAAGCUCUUUUUCAUUUUCAUUUGUGUGUGGAUUUUUAAUAUAAACGUG
This is a messenger RNA of Zootoca vivipara (common lizard), 904 nucleotides long. It is a transcript of the gene H3-3A, whose product is annotated as H3.3 histone A. Gene Ontology annotation, cellular component: nucleosome. The record is from RefSeq and is a predicted model, not a curated record. Gene Ontology annotation, molecular function: structural constituent of chromatin; protein heterodimerization activity; DNA binding. NCBI's taxonomy places the organism in Eukaryota, Metazoa, Chordata, Lepidosauria, Squamata, Lacertidae.